AACUCAUUCUGCAGAUAAUACAUUCCAUCAUGCGACUGAGGUCCGAAUAAGACACACUACCAGCUAGGCAUUUUGAUGUUUCGGUGCAUCAACUUAAACAGCGAGAUAUAUUAAAAUUUUGUGGUAAGAAGUUCAAGAAUAUAGUUAUAUCAAACUAAAAUAAUGCCCAAGCAUUGAAAAAGGUGAUGAGGGAGAAUGACGUGAACAAAUUAUGAACAUGCUUGGGUCAAUUUAUUUACCACUAUCACUAUAGUCUAAUCCACGAUUUCAACUUCCCGAACGUUUUGACGUUUGCUGCGGGUGGAAUGACAGCUGUUGUUUUUUUCUUGCUGAGUACAUUUUGCACUCGCACCAGUGUUUUGAUUGUUUACAUUUUAUUGAAACGAUUUGCAGCAGUUAUUUUCCGUUAUUAAAUAUUUUGUUAUUUCAUUGAGCGCGACAAUCGGCCAGUUUACACUGUAUAUUAGAUUAAAGACGAGUAGCUUUCUUUAGAGCUUACAGUCAAAGAAUAUCGUUAUUUGUGAGUGAAUUUAAUAUUGUUCUUGGUACCUGUCUUCCGAUGUGUAAAAUCUAACAACAGCUAACAGGACGUUCAUUUAUCGAUUGAUACAGGUAAUGGACAUCGAUAGCAACCAAAUUGACGUAUUCCAAUUAUCCAGUUAUGCUCAGAAACUGCCGAAGAGCAACCCGAAUGUGUACCAGAGGUACAUCGAUAAAAUUAAAGUUAUUGGAAACAUUGAUCCAUACUGUAUAAAAUUUCGGCUGUGCGAUCUACCAACAUCCGUGACAACUGGAAGUGUUGUUGAUUUUUUAAUAAACUUUCGAUCGCCGUAUACUGGCAAUUCAAUGAAAAAUAGCCGUAGUUUGGAAGGUUACAAAAAAUUUGAAAGCGGAUUUGUGCAUACGGUCGAAGGCAUGAUAAUAGAGGGAAAAUACGUUGUUGUGGGAAAGGUGGUCCAUUCAAUGCGGAUGAACGAAAAAAUGUUGCAACCAUGGAUUAUAAUUGAUAACCGAGGGACGAUUUUGUCCUCACACUGCAAUUGUGUUGCUGGUGUCAGUGAAACCUGCUCCCAUGUGAGUGCCAUACUCUACUACUUGGCUAAUUUGCAUGCGCAGUCGACGGACAGACGGACUACCGUAACAGGUAUGCCAGCAUACUGGCGCCAACCACCUAAAAGGACUAAAGAAGAUGUAUAUAAACAGGUUCAAGAUACUGAUUAUGGGAAGGAGAUCAAAAAAUUUCAUGACAGUACGUACACAAAAAGCAAGGAAGAUUUUGUGGGUUUGCUGAAAACAAUUGCUAGAGCUGGCGGAGAUGCUGCUAUACUGAACCGGAUUUGCGAUUGCACAAAUUACGUAUGCGUUAAUUGCAAAGAAUCAAAUAUUCCCACUCGUUUCUUCUACAACAAAAAUAUAAUGCUGCAGAAUUACUGUUCUCCAGCGAAUGAGACUAAAACAUUGGCUGAGCUUCGAGCUAUCGCAAAUCGAAUUCAACUUCAGCUCAGUGAUUUAGACGUGCAAUUAGUAGAAAAAUGCACAAGGCGACAAAAUGAAUCUGAAUUAUGGCAUUGGGUGCGGAUUGGCAGAAUAACUGCAUCAAUUCUCAAAGAAGUAGUUAAUGCAUCGCAUGAAUUUCCUCCUCCCAAGCGCACACUUAUUAAAAAAAUUUGUCACCCGUAUUUGAUGAAAUGUGAUACACCAGCUCUAGCAUACGGCCGGAGAAACGAAAAAACUGCAAAACAUCACAUAGAAAACGUGCUAUUAGAAAGUCACGAUAACGUUCAACUACUAGAUUGCGGGAUUUUUCUUGAUUGUGAAAACCCUUUUUAGCUGCCUCACCAGAUGGCGUAGGCCAAUGCAUUUGCUGUGGACAAUUCGUAAUUGAAAUCAAAUGUCCUUACAGAUUGGACAAGAAGAGCUCCUUAGACGAACAACUAAGCUUACAGGAUCUUGCACACAAACCAAAUUCGUUCAUUCGAUACGAUGGAAAUGAAUUUCGUAUUGUCAAAACGCACGCCUACUAUUAUCAGAUUCAAUCACAAAUAUUUUUAACUUCGUCGGAAUUUGCAUAUUUACUAGUUUGGAGUAAAACAGAAAGCGUUAUUAUAAAAGUUGAAAAAGAUCCUGGACUAUGGAACUAUUGCAUCUACAGAAGUAAACAAUAUUUUCGUAGUAUCAUCCUACCUGAGCUCCUUAGUAAUUUUUUCACGAACAAGCUACUAUCGUAGGAGGGGAGUAUAACGCAUGUAAUAAUUAAGAUUGUUUUACCUGACGCAGUGAAAACGAAGACAAUCAUGACUAUCAAUAAGUUAUAAUGGUUUGUUGUUGCUUUUUAAAAUAACAUUAUUCCAACUGUUAUCCUGAUCUUUUUUAUAAAUCUCUUAA
Topomyia yanbarensis is the source of this 2385-nucleotide messenger RNA. RefSeq lists its product as uncharacterized. The transcript is spliced from 3 exons. The coding region runs from base 616 to 1830 and encodes 404 amino acids. Lineage: Eukaryota; Metazoa; Arthropoda; Insecta; Diptera; Culicidae. The record is from RefSeq and is a predicted model, not a curated record.